Messenger RNA from Nanorana parkeri, 894 nucleotides. Its product is annotated as sulfotransferase 1C1-like. The transcript is spliced from 9 exons. Gene Ontology annotation, biological process: sulfation. Gene Ontology annotation, molecular function: sulfotransferase activity. The record is from RefSeq and is a predicted model, not a curated record. NCBI's taxonomy places the organism in Eukaryota, Metazoa, Chordata, Amphibia, Anura, Dicroglossidae. Bases 1 to 858 code for a protein of 285 amino acids. Gene Ontology annotation, cellular component: cytoplasm.
AUGGAUGUACAGCUUAAACAAUUGAAUGGAGUACCGCUAACGAAACCUAUUGCCGACCAAUGGGAAAGGGUGGAAGAAUUUAAAGCAAGACCAGAUGAUCUCCUCAUCGCGACUUAUCCCAAGGCAGGCACUACAUGGAUGCAAGAGAUUGUGGACUCCAUAAUGAAUGAUGGGGAGCUAGAGAAGAACAAGCGCGCUCCCACCCAUGUACGUUCUCCAUUUCUGGAGAUGUUGACGUUUGUUUCUUCAGGGGUAGAUGUUUUGAAUAAUACUCCGUCUCCCCGACUGGUUAAAACUCAUCUGCCAUCUGAACUGGUGCCAAAAUCUUUUUGGGAGCAGAAGUGUAAGACAAUUUAUGUUGCUCGGAAUGCAAAGGACACACUGUCGUAUUAUUUCUUUGAUCUGAUGAACAAGAUUCAGCCUGAUCCCGGGACCUGGGAGCAGUACAUGGAAAAGUUCCUGAAGGGUGAAGUGGCCUGGGGAAACUGGUUUGAUCAUGUGAGUGGCUGGUGGAACGCCAAAGACAAGCACGAAAUCCUCUAUGUGUUUUAUGAAGAUAUUAAGAAGGACACAAAACGAGAGAUACGUAAGGUGAUGAAGUUCCAGAAGAACCUCUCAGAAGAAGCUUUGGAUAAGAUCUGCCACCACACCUCGUUCAAAGCCAUGAAGGAGAACCCAAUGGCAAACUAUUCCACUAUUCCAAAUAUGCUGCUGGACCAGACCGUCUCGCCCUUCAUGAGGAAAGGUGAAGUCGCAGACUGGAAAAAUCACUUCACAGAAUCCCAGAGUAAAAUGUUUGACGAGGAAUACGAAGAGAGAAUGAAAGGAACCGACCUGAAAUUCCGUACCAACAUCUGAAGAGGAAUUUUUGGAGUCUGGAGAUGAUACAGAAAA